Molecule: messenger RNA, 537 nt
Organism: Ctenocephalides felis (cat flea)
Lineage: Eukaryota; Metazoa; Arthropoda; Insecta; Siphonaptera; Pulicidae
Exons: 6
Coding region: 1-411 (136 amino acids)
Source: RefSeq, a predicted model, not a curated record
AUGCCUCAGCAGCGGUCGGAGGCGACGGCCGCGGCCAGCAAAAGACGAGCAGAGACACAAUUGACAUCGAUCAGUGCAACUGUUGGAUGGGAGAAACAGCAUGACAAACUUAUUAUAGUAAGUUCACCUAGGAAUUCGAGAUGCCCAGUUAUUCAUAUGCACCUUCUGAAUCAACAGCCCUCAUCGCUUAUAAUCCAUCAAACAAUUCAAUCAUCCACUUCUGAAUCAACAGCCCUCAUCACUUAUAAUCCAACAAACAGUAAGAAGUUAUCAAGUAUCUAUCAGGCAAUUCAAUCAUCCACUUCUGAUUCAACAGCCCUCAUCGCUUAUAAUCCAUCAAACAAUUAUCAAGUAUCUAUCAGGCAAUUCACAUGCACACUUCUGAAUCGAUCGACUCUAAUCAGACUGUAAGCGCUCAUGAAGGAUCAGUCGACAAUCAACUGCAUGGGUGGAACACUAAUUCUUAUAAAUUUGCACAAGUGGUUCUUUUUGUAACUGUUUAGUCUUGCAUGCAUGUUCUUACCAGUAGUCUUACUA